Mollisia scopiformis is the source of this 1934-nucleotide messenger RNA. RefSeq names its product MFS general substrate transporter. The coding region runs from base 222 to 1688 and encodes 488 amino acids. The record is from RefSeq and is a predicted model, not a curated record. Lineage: Eukaryota; Fungi; Ascomycota; Leotiomycetes; Helotiales; Mollisiaceae. Gene Ontology annotation, molecular function: transmembrane transporter activity. Gene Ontology annotation, biological process: transmembrane transport. The transcript is spliced from 3 exons.
CAACCUUGUACCACCUUUAUCAGCAUUCUGGAUCUGAAUUUCUGGCAUAUAACUUCACUUUGAAACCUCUCUAAGUUUCUAUUGACAAUCUUCAUCGCAAUCCUCGUCCAUCGGCGUUAACAAAAUUUUUACUAGCGAACAAUUUUACCAAAGCCCCCACCUUUGACCAGUACCUACUGUAAGAUAUUUUUCUCUCCUGCAGUUCCUCAACCACAUUCAACAUGGACGAGGAAAGACCCUUGCUGCACCAUGUCGACCAAGGUCAUUGCCCCAUGACAGAUCAACCGGUGGUCGAUUUCGACCCAAAAGGUGAUAUUGACAACCCUUUGGAGUGGUCGAAAGCAUACAAGCUCGGCGUUAUAUCUUUAUUGAGCUUCAUGGCCUUCACAACAACAUUCACAUGUAUUGGCGUUGUGCCAGUUGCGGAACGAAUCGUCUUUGAUUUGCAGGGCAAAGAGAGCAAGUCGGCAAGCAUCCUCCUGGUCACCGUCUGGGAACUUGGAGAAGCAGCUGGGCCACUUCUCAUUGCACCACUAUCAGAGAUUUAUGGACGGUACCCUGUGUUCAACGCGGCGAAUAUGAUCUUCAUCCUCGGAGUUCUACUGGCUGCCUUGAGUCAGACGGCAAACACUUUCAUCCUAGCUCGUUUCUUGACUGGACUCGCUGUCGCUGCGAAUGUGCUCAAUCCUGCUAUCAUAGGCGACAUCUACCCAUCCGAGUUACGAGGCUCAGCAAUGUCGCUCGUCAUGCUUUCUCCACUGAUCGGAGGGGCAAUUGGCCCCGCCAUUGGAGGCUCCAUCGCAGAGUCAAUUGGAUGGAGAAAGAUCCUCUGGAUGAGUGCGAUUCUUGCCAUCGUCUGUGAGGUCUUAUUUCUCGUCCUCCUUCGUGAGACUUACAAAGUCUCAAUUUUGAAGAGAAGAGCUGCCCGUUUGCGGGAGGAGACUAUGGAUGAGUCGCUAAAAUGUGCUUGGGAAGAAGAGAACGGAGGAAUGGCGUUGUGGUGGUCCGAAUUAAGAACUUCUAUUGCACGCCCAAUGAUUGUGUUGUGGGACUCUUUUGUGCUCAAGAUCAUGGCUUUCUAUGGAGGUUUGGUCUUCACGCUAUACUACGUCCUAGCGACAACUCUCCCUGGUAUACUGAAAGACAUCUACGGCUUCUCUCCAGCUCUGAUUGGGUAUUCAUUCUUGGCCUUCAGUGUUGGUGCAUCGUUUGGCAUCGUCGCAUGUAAUCUCUAUCUUGAUGAUAUCUACAUCAAGCUCGGAAAAUCUCACGGAGGCGCUCGGCCGGAAUUUCGAUUGCCAUUCAUGAUUGGAGGAGCCACUUUUAUGCCAGUCGUUGUGGCACUCUAUGGGUGGGCACCAUAUGCUCAUUGGCCAGUCUAUGUAAUUCUCCUGGCUGUCGCUCUGCUUGGAUUCGCCUUGUUGUUCCUCUCGGUGCCUCUAACUUCAUACAUCGUCGACGCUUUCGGAUUGUAUUCGGCAUCUGCAAUGACGAUGAUUCUCAUUGCGCGUUGUUUGGGAGGAACUCUGCUUCCACUUGCCAUUCCUCCUUUAACAGAUGCUCUUGGGCUGGGGUAUGGUUUUGUACUCGUGGCUGGUAUCUUCUUAGCUUUGAUUCCUGUGCCGAUGCUAGUCAUGCGUUAUGGAUCAGUUUGGCGCCAGAAGUCUGUGUAUACGAGAAACGAGUAAUUCUUUGUAUUGGGUCCUGCAACCUUGUUGGUUAUCAUCGUAAGCGUGUAGUGCUCGUGGAGUAUGGUGUCAUUUGGUUUGGGGAUGUUUACUUGGCCUUGAUUGGGAAUAUAUACUAUAGAUCUGGUAGCAUUAAGCUUUGUUCUUGAGGACAAGCAAAAUUAGAUAGAGAUUGAUAGACUGGAAAAGGCUUUGGAAGAACUUCAUGCUUCCCGACUCUGCACGGAUAGGGAAUCAAAAGCAACG